Talaromyces proteolyticus is the source of this 612-nucleotide messenger RNA. RefSeq lists its product as uncharacterized. The coding region runs from base 77 to 601 and encodes 174 amino acids. The record is from RefSeq and is a predicted model, not a curated record. The transcript has a single exon. Lineage: Eukaryota; Fungi; Ascomycota; Eurotiomycetes; Eurotiales; Trichocomaceae.
AACCGAUUCAAAAUCAUCACUCACCACCCACAUAAAUUUAACCUCUGCUAAAAAGAAUCUUCGCUGAUAUUCACCAAUGCCAAAGCUUGCAAGUCACUUGUCUGGCGCUGAGUGGAGCGCCAACGGGCCUCAAACAGCAGCUCAGCGCUUCUUCAAAGCAUACGUCGAUACGGUAGACAGCCAUGGUUUCAACCAUGGUUCUGGCCAACAGUACUACGCCAAAGACGCAGUCUUCCACAAUCAAAACAACGUCCAGUAUGUUGGAGGAGAUGAGAUGUGGGCCUGGAUGAAGUUACUCUUCAGACAAUUUCGACGCCUCAAACAUGAUUGGUUGAGUAUUUGGGAAAUCCAAAACGAAGAUGGAACUGCCCAGAUAAUCUCUCAAAAUAUCAGGAAUAUUUGGCUUCCAGAAAAUACUUCUGACAAUCCAUCAGUUAGCGUUCCGAUGAGCUUUAUAUGUCGUAUCGGCCCGGCCGAUAUCUCUGAUGCUAUCGAGGGCUUACAGUUCAAAGAGGUGUGGCUCUAUUGGGAUACAAAAUUGUUGGAUCCAUUUCUACAGAACGACGCCAUAGUAUUUCGCAGAGAAAAAACUUUUCUGUAGUUUGAUACGCU